AUGUCGACAGUUGGACAGGUCAUUAAAUGUAAAGCCGCCGUUGCUUGGGAGCCUGCGAAACCUCUUUCCAUCGAGGAAAUUGAGGUGGCCCCACCAAAGAAAGGAGAAGUACGAGUGAAAAUAUUUGCUACUGCAGUAUGUCAUACAGACAUGUAUAGUUUAUCUGGAAAAGAUCCCGAAGGUGUACGCUGGCCAAUAAUUCUAGGCCAUGAAGGAAGUGGUGUAGUGGAAUCAAUUGGAGAAGGCGUCACUUUGGUACAACCCGGAGAUCACGUUAUCCCAUUGUAUAUUCCUGAAUGUCGCGAGUGUAAGUUUUGCAAGAGUGGGAAAACGAAUUUGUGUAGUCUUGUGAGGUCGACUCAAGGUCGCGGUGUUAUGCCGGAUGAGACCACAAGGUUCACCGUCAAAGGCCAGCAGGCAUAUCAUUAUAUGGGAUGUUCCACUUUCAGCCAGUACACAGUUGCACUCGAAAUAUCCCUCGCUAAAAUUAAUCCAGAUGCACCUCUUGAUAAGGUUUGCUUGUUAGGUUGUGGUAUCACCACUGGGUAUGGCGCAGCAACAAAGACUGCGGAUCUUCAGUCUGGCGUAACGGUUGCUGUCUUUGGUUUAGGUGCUGUUGGAUUAUCCGUAAUUCAAGGUGCUGUAGCACGUAAAGCAAGUAAAAUUAUUGUUAUUGAUAAGAAUCCAAAGAAAUUUGAAUAUGCGAAGAAAUUAGCACCGAAUGCAGAGCUGACGUGUUUGAAUCCCGAUGAUCAUGAUAAACCCAUUCAACAGGUGAUCGUUGAACUAACCGAUGGAGGAGUGGACGCGUCUUUUGAAUGUAUUGGCAAUGUUGAAGUAAUGCGAGCUGCGUUAGAAAGUUGUCAUAAAGGAUGGGGUCAAUCAAUUAUUAUUGGGGUCGCAGGCGCAGGGGAAGAAAUCUGUACUCGUCCGUUUCAACUUGUAACAGGACGAGUAUGGAAAGGUUCUGCAUUCGGCGGCGUCAAAGGACGAACAGAGUUACCGAAUUUAGUACAAGAUUAUCUUUCAAAGAAACUCGAGGUAGACUCCUAUGUCACUCAUACUUUCGGAAUCAAUGAUAUCAAUAAGGCGUUUGAGGUGAUGCACUCUGGCGACUGGUAUGUAAUGCAAUUGAUUUGGUCUGGUGCCUCAUUGUCAUCGUUCUGGAUUGAUCUUUCUGAUUUGAUGUGA
This is a messenger RNA of Ambispora gerdemannii, 1191 nucleotides long. Lineage: Eukaryota; Fungi; Glomeromycota; Glomeromycetes; Archaeosporales; Ambisporaceae. The record is from the annotation of a GenBank genome assembly.